UUCCAAGUGCUCGGGGUGACAUGUGUAUAAAUAAGCAAUGUUGGGAAAGUGAUCUCAGUUUACUUCCUACUACAAAUCUGUCCACUACUACUUUCUUACUUUCGCCAUUGUUAUCAAUAUCAUCACUGCAAAGUCCCACCCAACCCAAACAGAAUCAAUCCUUCACGGAGGAACCACCAAAUCUCUCCCCUUUAAGCUCUGUUUCUCCACUUGCUUCUCCUUUCAUCCAAUUCCAAUAUUCCCUUUUUCUUCCCUGACUCCUGGUCCGUGAUUUUUCUCACUUCCUACUACUACUACUGGUGCUUCCAUGGCGUCCGACGAAAGCUCCACCGUCCUCUCUUCCGUCGACGACUUCCUCGACCCCGACGCCGACGACGGCUACGAUCUCCACUCCUCCCACCCUCACUCCCACCACAACCUCUCCCGUCUCUCGGUCUGCACGAGCUCCAUGUACACCAACGACGGCGACGACGACGAAGACUCAGCCAUGAGCCGGAUUUUCAUGUCCGGGCUGUCGAUCGACAGCUUCGACGCCGACGCGGAGCUCUCCGACCAGAACCCAAAUCGGGUCCGCCCGAACCCGACCCUGGGACCCGUACGCCUCGACCUCAUCUCCUCCGAUUCCGACUCCGACAAGGAGCCGGGGUGCUACUCGCUCCCCUCGACGCCGCCGCGGCGGCGGAACAGGGGAGGCCCGCUGCCGAUCAGGGGAGCUGAAGCGGCGAAGGAGUACGCCAGCGAGAACGAAGGAGGGAAGAAGGGGGUUUCGACGGGGCGGAAACUGAGGAGGAAUCCGAGGCGGCGGCGGUUGGUUAGUCAGGAGAGAUGGACCGACGGCGGCGGAGAAAGCGAGAACGGCGGCGGUGGUGGAGGAGGAGGAGGAGGAGGGCUGGUGGUGAUCACUCGGCCGAAAGGAGGGAGCCGGCCUCUGUGUAUGGAUUUGGGGGAAGUGAAGGCCUGUAAAGAUCUAGGCUUUGAGCUGGAGCACGAGAGGAUGGUGUCGGUUUCGGGGACGAGCAGCGGCGGCAAUUCCCCCAUCGCCAAUUGGCGGAUCUCCAGCCCCGGGGACGAUCCGCGGGAUGUGAAGGCCCGGCUGAAAGUGUGGGCACAGGCGGUGGCGUUCGCGUCGUCCACCGGAAAACAGGGCGGCGGCGGCGGUGCGAUCUGAUCGAGUGACCGAAUUUGGGUUUUUCGUUGUAAGUAUUCCCUUGUAAGUAUUCCCACCGGAGAAUUGGGUUUUUCGUCGGCGAGAUUGGGUCUCUUUUUUUUUUGCCCCAUUUGUGGGGGAAGUGUUUGGUUUGGUCCUGUGCGAUUACAUCGGCGGCACGGAACUCUGUCGACUGUAGAUUAUAUCAAUGGAGGUUAAUAAUCAGCGUAGAUAAUACAGUUUAUUGGAAUUAGAUGAGGAUGAGAAGGCAGCCAUGUCGGCCUGCUUCUCCACUGAAUCGUUUUGUUGUUAUUCUAUGGGCGCAGAGCUUUUUGUCUGUGUGCGUUGGUUUGCAGAAUUUGAUUUGGUAACCUCUUCCUGUUCAUGAAACGAACAAGAGAUGAGAAGGAGAUAGGAUGGUGAUUUUGGGAGCUGGGUAAAAUACAGGCACGGAACCCCAGGUUUAGGGAUAAGAGAGCUCUCCAUUGCUCUGCCCUGAGUGGAUUGGCAACUUUUUUUUUUGUUGGCUUGCAGUGGUGACACCAACUCUUGCCCAACUUUGACUGCCAUCGUAACAAAAACAUACUAUGACGAUUGACGUGUUUCGAACUUUCGAUGAUGGGGUUUGUUUGUAGGUCACACAAAUCACAACUAGUUGUGGAGUCGGAUCAAAUUGGUCUACGAGAGGU
Linum tenue is the source of this 1836-nucleotide messenger RNA. NCBI's taxonomy places the organism in Eukaryota, Viridiplantae, Streptophyta, Magnoliopsida, Malpighiales, Linaceae. The record is from the annotation of a GenBank genome assembly.